Molecule: messenger RNA, 1352 nt
Organism: Punctularia strigosozonata HHB-11173 SS5
Lineage: Eukaryota; Fungi; Basidiomycota; Agaricomycetes; Corticiales; Punctulariaceae
Product: Clavaminate synthase-like protein
Exons: 8
Coding region: 128-1237 (369 amino acids)
Molecular function (GO): dioxygenase activity
Source: RefSeq, a predicted model, not a curated record
CAAGCGUGCUCGCCAUUGAAUCUGACGCCAUCGACGUUCACGACAUUCAACGUGUUAAAUAUAUGGAGUACGAGGCGACUGCGGCGUCAAGCUUGAUCUGGAGCGAACGCUUGCCAUCGCGAACACCAUGCCUGGAGUGCUGUCUGACAUCCCCCGAUGGGAGGCUCCGCCUACUUCGACCAAAGAUUUUGAUUACGCUGGGUUGCAAACGCUCGACCUUUCCACCGUCACAGGCGACGAGUAUGAACAGGUCCCUGCAGACGUGGUCAAGACAAUCGGAGAGGCGCUCUCGCAAGACGGUUUUAUCUACGUGACAAACCAUGGGCUGCGGCCUGAUGAAGUUCAGCGGCAGUUCGAUCUUGCGCAGUACGCCUUCGACGGGGUCUCCGAAGCCGACAAAGCCAAGUACGCGGCGAAAAUCAGCGAGACGGGGGACUACACGGGGUACAAGCCUCGCGGACACUGGAAGCUGCGCGGCGUCCCGGACCAGAUCGAGCACCUCGGCCUCGGCGAUCGCGCGUUCAGACCGGGAGAGCGGGAGAACGUCUUUCCUCCUGCUUUGCUUCCGUUCGCGGACGAGAUAGCGGCGUUCCGGCGGUAUAACCAUAUUCACAUCUUCCGGAAGAUCCUUACUGUGCUCUCGUUGGUGCUAAAGUUGCCUCCGACGUAUCUAUGGAAUCUUGCGAACGAAGAGUCAGGCUUGUUCCGUUAUGCGUUGUAUCAUCCACCUCCUCAGGAAGACGACGUCAAGACCGACGGAGUGCGGUUGCAAGGCCACUCGGACUUCCGAAGCGUGACGCUGCUGUAUUCGCAACCGAUCGUCUCUCUGCAAGUGCUUAUGCCCGACAAUGUCUGGCGGUACGUGCGGCACGUACCAAACGCCCUCGUGCUCAAUCUCGGAGACGCUACGCACUUCCUCUCUGGCGGUUACCUUAAGCCGACCAUACAUCGUGUCGUCUCGCCUCCCGACCCGGACCAAGCGAAGUACCGCCGCCUCGGAGUCUUCUACUUUGCGGCGUACAACCCCGACGUCCGUCUCGUGCCGCUGACGCAGUCGCCCGUCGUUGCAAGCACCGGAAAGACGUUCUUCAACGAAGGACGGGACGCUCCUACGGCAUGGCAGUGGGAGAAAAGCCGCGUCAGGGCCUACGGGCAAGACGGGGAGAAAAAAAGGCUCGACAACGGACACGAGGAGGAGGCGAUGAUCGGAGGUGAAAAGGUUGUGCAUUACAACUGAUAUGAAAGGCGCUAGAAACAGCAUAUCCCGACUCCCCCGAAGGUGGGAGUUGGCUGUUGCACUGGGAGUUGUCACAGUGACAAGGGCUGUGACCCAGCCAAAGCGUGAUGAAAGC